Molecule: messenger RNA, 507 nt
Organism: Moesziomyces antarcticus
Lineage: Eukaryota; Fungi; Basidiomycota; Ustilaginomycetes; Ustilaginales; Ustilaginaceae
Product: DUF866-domain-containing protein
Exons: 6
Coding region: 1-507 (168 amino acids)
Molecular function (GO): zinc ion binding
Source: RefSeq, a predicted model, not a curated record
AUGCCUCGACUCGCACUGCAGCUCAAGGCGCAGUUCACCAACGUCACGGGUCUGGUGCCUGCUGAUGAGGACCACACGCUCAUGCUCAAGCUCAAGUGCACCUCGUGCCACGAAGAGCACUCCAAACUCGUCGGCAUCACGCCCAGCGACGAGCACGAAAUGACCAAGGGCGCACGCGGCUCCGCCAACCUCGUGAUGAGUUGCAAUUUCUGCAAGAAGGAGAGCUCAGCCAAAUUCGACGAGCCCACAGCAAAGAACCCACUCUGGCAGCCGGUCGAGGCGGAUGCAGAGUCCGGCGCCAACUUCCACACGCUGUGCACGCUCGACUUUCGAGGCCUCGAACCAGUCGGCUUCGAGCCCACCGGGACGUGGAAGUGCAAGGGCUCCGAGUCCAACACAGUGUUCGACAGCGUCGAGUUUGAAGACGGCGAGUGGAUGGAUUACGACGAAAAGGCCGGACAGGAAGUCAGCAUCAUGGAGCUCGAACACCGCUGGCAGCGCGUCUGA